GGCGGAGGCUGGGGGUGGCGCGAGGAGCUGGUAGGGGGAGGCGGCGGCAGAAGAAGUGGCGCCUCCGGCUCCGCCGCGGGGGCUCUGCCGCAGCUGCAGCCGCCGGCUCCGGCGCGCCCCCCGCGCCAGCCCGCGGGCUCGGCCGCUCGGCCUCGGGCCAUGUCCUCGCCCUCCUCCCGCUCCGCUGACUGGGAACGUUUGUGAUGGUCCAUGAUGGUUUCAAGAUGGCUUGUAAUAUGCAUGCCCAGAGAUUAUGAUUUUCAAGCAGCCUGAUAUUUGCUCUGAAAGAAUGCAAAUGUUCUUAACAUCUUGAUCACUUGAUUACACAGAUGAUGAGGUUUCUUCAAUUUGCUGGUUUGAACUAUAGAAGUUGAUGGAGCUAUAAUAUAAAAUACUUUAUUUGGUUUCACUGAAGGAAGAUACUUCACUGUCCAGCAUUUCAUCACCCAUAUGAUGGAUUUUUUCUAACUUGCUAGACCAUAUUGUGUUAUCUCUCUUGGACUUUGUGGUAACAGACAGUACAGGAAAUGUUCAUUUAAUCUUACUGUAUCUACAAACAAUCAUUACUACUAAUGCAUGAAGAUAAUUUUUUGAGCUACAGCAGAGAUGAUGUUUAUGUCCUUUACAAGAAUCCUGGUUUUAUUCUUUUGAAAGAUUUUAGUGAUGAUGUUUCUCUAAAGUAUGAGCAAGAAAAGAACUUGUAGCACUGAGAAACUACAUGUUGAUAAGAAUGCCCAGAAGAGGUUUAAUGCUUCAAGCCAGGACCCGUUGGCUGCUAUUGGGUCUUGCCCUGCUAUGCAUUUUGAUAUUAUUUAUGUACCUUCUUGAGUGUGCUCCACAGACUGAUGGCAAUGCCUCUCUUCCUGGUAUCAUUGGAGAGAAUUAUGGUAAAGAGUAUUACCAAGCUCUCCUACAAGAACAAGAAGAACACUAUCAAACUAGGGCAUCUAGCCUGAAACGUCAGAUUGCCCAGCUCAAGCAAGAAUUACAGGAGAUGAGUGAGAAAAUGAGAUCACUGCAAGAGAAAAAGAACACACGAGCAAAUGGUAUGGGUUAUCAAGGCACCAAAGAACAAAUUCCUAGUGAUCUUUUAGAAUUUCUUCAUUCUCAGAUUGACAAAGCUGAGGUAGGCAUAGGAGCCAAACUACCUAGUGAAUAUAGUGUCAUCCCCUUCGAAAGUUUCACCUUAAUGAAAGUCUUCCAAUUAGAGAUGGGUCUCACUAGACACCCUGAGGAAAAGCCUGUUAGAAAAGACAAGAGAGAUGAAUUGGUGGAAGUUAUUGAGGCUGGCCUGGAGGUUAUUAAUAAUCCUGAUGAAGAAGAUGAUCAAGAAGAUGAAGAUGGACCAGUUGGAGAAAAACAAUUAUUUAAUGAAAAUGAUUUUGUAGAAGGUUAUUAUCGUACUGAGAAAGAUAAAGGGACACAGUAUGAACUCUUUUUUAAGAAAGCAGACCUUAUGGAAUACAGACAUGUCACUUUGUUCCGACCUUUUGGACCCCUUAUGAAAGUAAAGAGUGAAACAAUUGAUAUCACCAAAUCAGUUAUUAAUAUCAUUAUGCCUCUUGCUGGAAGGACUGAGGCAUUUGCACAGUUUAUGCAGAACUUCAGGGAUGUAUGUAUUCUUCAGGACAAGAGGAUUCACCUUACAGUGGUCUAUUUUGGUGAAGAAGGACUAUCUAAAGUCAAAAUCAUCUUAGAAUCUGUUUCUCGUGAAGCUAAUUUUCACAAUUACACCUUGGUUUCAUUGAAUGAAGAAUUUAAUCGAGGCCGAGGACUAGAUGUCGGUGCUAGAGCCUGGGACAAGGGAGAGGUCUUGAUGUUUUUCUGUGAUGUUGACAUAUAUUUCUCAGCAGAGUUCCUUAACAGUUGCCGAUUAAAUGCUGAACCAGGAAAAAAAGUUUUUUAUCCAGUGGUAUUCAGUCUUUAUAAUCCUGCUAUUGUUUAUGCGAAUCAAGAUGUGCCACCACCAGUUGAUCAGCAAUUAGUCCACAAAAAAGAUUCUGGAUUCUGGCGAGACUUUGGUUUUGGAAUGACUUGUCAAUAUCGAACAGAUUUUCUGACUAUUGGUGGAUUUGAUUUGGAAGUAAAAGGAUGGGGUGGAGAGGAUGUUCAUCUGUAUAGAAAAUACUUAAGAGGUAAUCUCAUUGUUAUUCGGACCCCAGUUCCUGGUCUUUUUCACCUGUGGCAUGAGAAACACUGUGCUGAUGAGUUGACCCCAGAGCAAUACCGUAUGUGCAUCCAGUCAAAAGCCAUGAAUGAGGCUUCUCACUCACACCUUGGAAUGCUUGUCUUCAGGGAGGAAAUAGAGACUCAUCUCCAUAAACAAGCAUAUAGGACAAAUAGUGAACCUGUUGGAUAAAUGACAUCAGCAUUUAAUACAUUAUAAUAUGAACAACAACCAGCACUAUUCACUUGCCUUAAUUAGUUUACAAAUGCAGUGCCUCUCUCCAAGAAGAACUUUUUAUCUUUCAGAUCCUUCUGUGCUCAACACAAUUCAGUUGUCUGAAAUGAGAAGAAAAAGCAAGUGUUUAACUGAAAUCUUCAGUUUUGUGAGAAUACAGCAGCAAAGUACAACUGCCCAAUUUGUCCAGUGAGAAUCUACUAUUUUCCACCCAAAGGUGUUGUUCUGUCUAUCUCAGUUGUGGUACUGUGGUUUUUUAGACAUGACUUGAUUUAGUCUUUGAAUUUGAUCAGUUUAAUUUAUCCUGCUGAUGGUAUUAGUAUCAUAUUCAUAUUUAGAAGAGAGCAUGUUGUUUUCUCCUAAAUAGUAAUGAGGGGGCCAUGCUUUUGUGUCUGAAUGAGAUAUGUGGUCAUUGAGUACUUGAUUGGUCUUCCUAAAGAUAAUGAAAAACCAAAGUAGUUAGCAGAGGCUAAUUGACUUUCCUGUGGUUAUUCUGCCAAGUACAAAAUCAGUUUAUUACUUUGCCCACAUAUCUCUGUGAGAAAAUGUGUGGCAAUGGGAAACUUACUGAAAAACUUGAUUUUAGGUGAGAGUAUAUGGCUGGAUUAGAUACCUAACAUUAAUGUGCCAUUACAUUCUUAAUCAUCACAUUACAAGGUUAGUAAUCAUAUAGAAAAAAUAGUUACACUAUUUUUAUAUUAUAGAGAAUAAAGUAUAUCCAAAUUUUUGAAUAAUAGCAUUAUGGAAGAUUAGUUGAAAGGGACUUUAGAAAUCAUGUAGUUCAAUACCCUUGUCAUACAACUGAGGAAACAAGUAAUUUGCUUGAGGACACACAACUAGCUGAGUGGAAGGAAGGACCAGGAACUAGUCUCUCUGAACUUCCAGUCCAGUGCUUUUAGACCCAUACUUGCUGCCUUCACAGAAGAACCUUUCAUUGUAUUGGUAAAUAAUUCUGUAUGAAGUGGCAGUUAGUGUAUAGAUGAAUAACAUUUGCUUACCUAAGCUAAGCAAAGAGUCCUGGUGGAUGAAAUUCAGAAUGUAUAAGGACUGCAAAUUUAAACAAAUAGUCUUUUUAUUUUUAGCUUUGUAUCACUAUAUGUAACAAGGCAAACAGCAAUGUAAUAAUGCCCAUUUUCUGAUGUAUGUUGAAAGGUACUGUUUCUAUAGGAAAACUUGCUUGUAUAGUCUCUUUGGGUUGAUAGGUUAGCACUUCACAGGAAAUGACUCAGUUUACAUUCAGUUAAGACUUCAUUGAUUUGGAAUAAUAGAAAAUCAGCUGUGGAACAUGUUGAAGUUUCUCAAAUACUUAGAAAGAUCCAUUUUGUUAAAGUGUAAAUUAUAAAUGGAGAUAUACAUGAGUAUUGCUAAUAAGACAUAAUGUAAUGAUUCAGAAAUCACAUUUACAGUAAACCUUACAAUGUAUCACAAACAAAUCAUUACUAUAACAAACUUAGAGGAAUUGUUUUAUUUGGAAGUCAGAAAUAUGUCAAGGGAAGGCUUAAUUUUUUAAACUUUUUGUUUUAAAAAGGUAAUGAUUUUAGAUUGGAUUUCCCUUAUUUUCACUAAGACUGAGAAAAUUUAAUGGAAGAAAUUUUUUGAACCUUCUGUUAAAUAAGAAUCAUGUUAAAUUUCAAUUGUUACAAAUUCCAAAUUAGUGGGGUCUGUUAGAUUUUUCUGUAGUUUUGCUUCAUGUUUAAUUCACCUCUACUUGAAUGAGGUUGGAUUUAGGCAUUUAAGAUAUGGAAAAUGUACUGUUAAAAAUUAUUCUGGACAUUUUUUGUAUAUAAAUUGUCUGUUAUUUAUUGUGAAGACCAGUGUAUUAUGGUAUUUAAGAUGAAAAGAAUGUAACCAUUUGCAAAGGUAAGCUGCAACUGUUUCUUUUUGUAUGUCAGAAUUAGGUACCUUUUCUGCAUUUGAAUAGCUUUUUAAUUUAAAUAUGAAAAUUAUGAAAUGGAAACAUUACUAUGUUUUCAUCAUUGUAUGGUACCAGUAAAGUAUUUUUAUUACCAACAAUUGUUUAAAAAUGUGAUCUUUUUUCAAAAGUUUCAAUAUAAGCUAUGUUUGCUUCCCUCCCCACCCUCCAUGAAUCAACAACUGAGAAAUACAGGAAUCUGGAAGCUCUGUAGUUCUAAGUAGACAGUCAUUCAAGCUACUACUCAGGAGACUAUCACACAAGGUAUUUAGAUCAUCUGUUUAAGGGCAGCUAGGUGGCACAGUGGAUAGACCACCGGCCCUGGAUUCAGGAGGACCUGAGUUCAAAUCCAGCCUCAGACACUUGACACUUACUAGCUGUGUGACCCUGGGCAAGUCACUUAACCCCAAUUACCUCACUAAAAAAAUAAACAAACAAACAUCAAUAAAUAAAUAAAAUAGAUCAUCUGUUUAGAUCUAGAAAGGACCCAAGGGGGCAUGAUUUAUUCAUUUGUUCAUUUAGUUAUUGACAGAAGUGAGUGGUUACUAAUUCUGCCCCCCCCCCAUAUUUGUUGUUUGAAUGUGUCAAAUAUAAACACAUUUUGUUAUAUGAAAAUUUCAUUGUACUGAUGUUUUUAAUAAUUCUUACCAGAUUUCCAUUUCAAAGUUUGACCUGUGCUUGACUUUAUUCUUUGCCUUACUUUGCUUGAAGAACCUCUGAUGUUUGGGCACAUGCUGGUGGAUGAAGGUCGCCACAACACUGUGCCAAAAGUUCCUUUAUUAAAUAUUUUCUUGGGUAAAAAUAACCUUGAUGGUAAGGAUUAAAAUGAAAAUAUGAAGUUUGAUAGGAUUGAACCAGCCCAUUUGAGAUGUUCCAUCGGAUAGAGUAGAGGCCUCAAUGGGAAUGUUCAUCUUAAAUAAGAAAGUAUAUUUAGUAAAGGUAAAUGUCAGAAACCUCCUGGUUUAAUUGCUUUGUCAUUAAAGUGGCCCUUCAUUGAAAUUUUUAAAAGGCUAGCAUUUUCUUUGGGACUUGUAAUUUUUCCAAAUUUUUUAUUUUUGAGAUGGGGUUAGCCAGAAGAAAAAAAUUCAUGGUUACUUGGAGUAGAUAGCAUGCCUAGAGGAGUAUAUAACAUUUGAGCCUUACAUCUUACAUUAACAUCUCAUUUAUAGAAAAUUAGUUGGUUUUUUCACUUGGUUUGUUUUGCCAAUUUUUUUUUUGUUUGUUUUGCCAAAUUUUGUAAUGGAUUUGUUUCUGUACCUACAUGUCACCAUUUAUUGGAUUGUAGAGUCUUUGAAGUCAGAGACUGUGUCUGACCUCGAUUAAUGUAUAGUAGGUCCCUAAUUCUCAUUUGGCAGUGGCUAGUAAAAAGGUCUGAAUUUCUCUGACUCAGUCUCUUACCAGUUUUUUAGCAAAACAAUUUUUGAAAAACCUUAAGUAGUGAAGAAGCUUGCUGUUAAAAAGUUUGUAAUUCUUUUUGUAAUAAUCACUUCCAGAUUCGCUUUCUGUCUUGUAAGUUUUGCAUGAAUGAAAUAGCAUAUGUAUAAUUCAAAUAUAUUAAUACUAAAAGUUAUGCAGAACUUAUGCUGUGUUUAUAGAUUUUGAGAAAUAAUGUAUCCAUUGAUCAGACAAUUAUUGGAUGAAUGUUUGCUACAGGAAAGAUGUUUUUGCUGUAGGCAUGGUAUGCUUCAAAAAUAGCAUAGGCGUCUAAGUCCAUAAGAGAUUAUUCAUGUGCUUUAAAUGAGGCCUAUAUUUCUGGUUUCCUUUUUCUUUCCUUUGUGUUAGUCAGUGGGCUUGUAGAUGUAACUUGGACUGCAGUUGUGAUGAAAUUGUUGAGGUUCCACAUAGAGAAUGAGGGUUUUACUUUAUAUCCAUCAAUACUGUUUUCAUGGCUAUUUACAAAACAUCAUCACUUUUCAUCUGAGUGUUGUAUAAUGUGUUUUAUUUCAGGAAUGUUCUCUGAAUU
This is a messenger RNA of Dromiciops gliroides (monito del monte), 6276 nucleotides long. RefSeq names its product chondroitin sulfate N-acetylgalactosaminyltransferase 2 (gene CSGALNACT2). Lineage: Eukaryota; Metazoa; Chordata; Mammalia; Microbiotheria; Microbiotheriidae. The transcript is spliced from 10 exons. The record is from RefSeq and is a predicted model, not a curated record. Gene Ontology annotation, cellular component: Golgi cisterna membrane. The coding region runs from base 719 to 2359 and encodes 546 amino acids. Gene Ontology annotation, molecular function: glucuronosyl-N-acetylgalactosaminyl-proteoglycan 4-beta-N-acetylgalactosaminyltransferase activity.